GACGUCGCAGAGACGGACAAUGAUUCCACUCUUCUCCAGAAUCACCUAGAUGAGGGCGAAAGAAAAGAGCCUAUGAGGCCCCAGGCCAGCACAAAGUCUAUGAGUCGAUCGCUUUAUAUCCUAUUUCCUGUUGUCAUCUACUUUUUCUUCGUGAUUUUCUCAUGGGUUACUAUUUGCGUCUUGACAAAGCGGCCGAUAACGACCAGUACUUAUCGCUAUAAUCAUUGGAUUGGUCCCAAGGAAGUGCGCAGCUUGCACAAGAAGAAUGAGAAAUGGUACUCUGCUGCCAGAAUAUGCCAAGCAAUAGUCGCAGUUUCCACGAUUCCCUUAACAUCUGCUGUAUGCUCGAGCGCGGCAGUAGUAUACGUUCAACAUAUGACCAUUAAAUCCGCUCCAAACCUCACCCUUCGCCAGAUGGUAACGCUUGCCGACCGGGGCUGGACAGAUCUCAUCCUAUUGUCCAAGCUCUUUACGAGAAUCUCAAACUGGAAGCGAUACAGCUGCCUGUUCCUAUUCAUUGCAAAUCUUGUGGAUAUCCCAAGCAAGUUCGACGAUCCACGACCCAAUAACGCAGUUUUGACCACGAGAAAGGCCCUGGAAACAGUAUGGGCCUACGAUGGCUUAUCUGAGCUUUGGGCUGGGAACAACAAGAGUUGCAGCACACCCGGAGACAUGGACGAGAGUGCUUCAAAUGGAUGCAGACAGCCAGAUCUUACCUGGGGCUCCCUUCUAGACCUCCAGGACCCGUAUAUAGCACAAUUGGCUAAUGGGUUUAUCACCGGUCUUAUUCGUCAGACUGUACCUCGAAUUAACUCGACCGCGCAGUACAAGACUAUCUCAGAGGAUGGCUUUCCUGUCGAUUGCGACAGUCUUGAUUGGGGGCUCUCUUAUAAGUACAGCAACUUCACAAACAAUUCAAACGGAGACCUCGCUUGGUCUGUUCACGCCUGCAUGCCAGUCGACUUGCGAAUAUCACCUUGGAAGAAGACUCGUGACCGACAAGACUACUCGGAGGAGCUUUUUCUGAAUAUAACCAUGUCAGAGGACUUAUGGGAAUUAGUUGACCGCGCGAAUAGCAAAGGCCCAUAUUCACGUACGUUCCGAGUAACGGUCACUACAACAGCAGGGUACUUUGAACUCCCCAAUUAUAUGAACGAUCGGACUCCGGGUCCACUCAUGGAGCGGAUACCAGAAGCAUUCUGCGACGAGGAGUGCGUGUACCAGGGAUCGAUCUCCGAGGAUACCCAAGACGGAAUGGAAGCCGAACAAAGUACCCAGCCAGCCAAAAGGCUGUCCGAAUUCGAUAACCUCGACCAAAUCCCAAAUAAAGGCCCUCUACUAACCACGGCCAUGGCGCUGUUUGGCCCAGGCUCGUAUUUGGACACAUACAAUCACCCCCCUGAGUCGUACUACUUAAGCAAGACAAACCGUCAGACUUGUGUCGAUCUGGUUCCUCUAACACGCUUCCUCACCUCCCUCGACCGGAAGUUCGAUGCCUUUUUCAUGCAAACCUGCGUGAGGCCCAUGGGGCAAUUUGAGUCUUUCGAUACGGUAGCUAAGUUCUUAUACAGCUUUGGCAUGGAUGAUACGGUCUUGUCCCAUGCCUUCACCGUUGCGGCAUACUUAGCAAAUCGUGCCUGGCUGUUAGAACUGGAUGGGAGCAUUCAGUCCUAUUUUUCAGUGGCGUAUGACCUCGGUACAGACUCUCAGCGGCCCUCCAUCUCGCAAACGGGCAUGAUCGUUAUUUCCGUGUUGAUGGCUAUCUAUCUGGGCGCUCUUCUUGCAACAACGCUGUAUGCCACCUCCGGCCGCCGGUGGACUGAUAAGCUGGAUGCUUUCGCGAUGAUGCGCCUCGGGGCCAGCAUCAGCGAGCAGGUGCCGCUGUGGAUAGCGGAGGAAGUGGACGAGAUAAAAACUUUGGACGAGACGCCAGGCUGGAUAGGAGAUAGUGCCACGGAGGACAAGACGGUGGGACAAAUUGCCCUAGGUGGCACGACCCCGUUGCGCUCGAGGCGGAGGUAUGUUUCGUACGAGCGAUCAGAGGAGUUUGUGGAAAAGAAGAAACAAAAGAAGGAAAAACGAAGGAAGAGAGCAGAACGCAAUCCACAAGCCUUACAUGUCGGCGAUGUAGUGCCUGGUUGGCGCUAG
Messenger RNA from Aspergillus melleus, 2148 nucleotides. RefSeq lists its product as uncharacterized. The transcript is spliced from 3 exons. Lineage: Eukaryota; Fungi; Ascomycota; Eurotiomycetes; Eurotiales; Aspergillaceae. The record is from RefSeq and is a predicted model, not a curated record. The coding region runs from base 73 to 2148 and encodes 691 amino acids.